AUGGGAAAGCCGAAAUUAUUAGAGACAAGGUUCUCACCAUGCUACAUCGCAGAUUUGUUCAAAGAUCUGGAAACAAACCAGGCCCAAGCAAAGCUAGAUGAGAUAGAAGCAAUGCGUUUUGGUUUCCUGAAGCUAGUCCCAAAGUGGCAUGUUAAACAAGGAAUAAUGGUGAUGUUGGCCAAGACCUACGACACUGAAACGAGCACCCUCAGUGUAGAUCAUGGAAUCAUCCGCAUUGGGCCCGAGCUAUUCCAGUGUGUUUUUGGAAUUCCGCCCGAUGUUGAUGACUUCCCACCAUUCGACGGCGGGAAUGCUGCCCAUGUCUUAAUAAAAGAAGAUUUCACCAGUUGAAAACUAUAAAGCUGAGGCAUUUUGUCAACUAGUGUGCUAUGGAUACUAAAGAUGACAGGAUGGAGUUCAGAAGGCAUUUCAUCUUGCUUGUGCUGAAGAUGUUUCUGUGUCCAACUGUGCAACAUGUUAUCUCACCGUGACACAUCGAUACAAUACUUGAUGUAUCUAAUUCCGGAAGAUACCGUUGGCUGUUGCAUAUUUUCAAAUCGUUAGAACAGGGAAUUAGGAAGUACCAACGUAAAAAUAAUAAGUCUUGUGAGGGCUGCAUGUUUGCCUUGCUGGUAACCUUUUGAAUUCAAAAUGCAUUGUAAUCUGACUAACCCUUGCAUCCCAAAAAUUAAGUUGUGUAUGUAAUAUCUCCAAGUGUUG
Messenger RNA from Arachis ipaensis, 720 nucleotides. The record is from RefSeq and is a predicted model, not a curated record. NCBI's taxonomy places the organism in Eukaryota, Viridiplantae, Streptophyta, Magnoliopsida, Fabales, Fabaceae.